ACUUAUGAGGGGAUAAUAAUCAUCUACUCUGUGUGUGUGUGUGUGUGUGUACAUGUACAUUAAUCUUUAAUGUAUAAAUAUAUAACAACUUUAAAAUAUGUAAUCACAAGGAUUUAGUUACAUGUUUUGAGCUUUAAUUGUGUUUACUCAUUGUAGCAUGUCCAUUCCUUCUUAUAAUACAAAUUUACACAGAAAAAUCUUGUCAGCUAGUUGACAUAAAUGAGAAAAGAUCUGUAACUGGUGUCUAGUCCCUGUGAACUAAUGCAGAGCAAAAUGAUUGAGUGGGAAAAUAGUGUAUUGUACAUACUAUGGAUGUUGACAUAUUUCCAUUGUUUUGAGGGGUAAGAAUAAGGUUUUGUCACCAAGAUACUUUCCAGUCCACCUCUUUCUGAUAGCAUGGCUCACUGUUCAGGCCGUUAAUAGAAUGACAUCUGUAUAUCUGACGGCUUUGACUGAGCAGUCAUGAGAAGAGUGCAAAAUACAGAAUGAAGACAACACAGCUCAUACCAUGAGCUUAAUAAAUGUUGCUUUGGCUACUAGAAUGUGUUUACUUUGCUGUCUCUACUGAACUUCAGUUAUUAGUAUGACAGACAUGGAUGAGGUCAGAAAGAAAGCAGGAGUAUUGUACUUCCUGGCAAAAAUUCCAGAGUUUAAUCUGAUACCCCUAUAUAUUAUAGCAUAGUGUUGGUUAAUCCAGAAGAGCAAAUCAACACACAAUCAGCUGCAUGUUGACAUGGAUGAUCUAUUUUAGGCCCAGUACAGCAGUGUUAAGUUAUAUAAAUUAAGUAACAUUGGAAAUAUGCUUUUACCUCAACAUUGUGAUCCAAGAUUGAAUCUCCAUGGUAUGCCACAUUUUAGGCUGGACAUUUUGAAAUACAAUUUUCAGCUUAAGAACUUGAGCAUAUGUUAGCUGUGAUGAAAUAAUAAUGGAUUGUUAUGUUCCCUCUUUGAUUCCAGUAAGUGGCAAGUGAAAAGAACCAUAUGCUUGACUGAUGAUGCAUAUGAUAGUCUUUAUUUUUUGGUAGUUGACAAGGUGUAAAUUAGUAGAAAAAUGGAUAGCAUUAAGAAAGAAACAGAUCUAAAUCCCAUAAUCUACAUGAAUGCAUUCACUAAUGGGUUGCACAGCUGAGGGACUAUCAUAUAUCAUAGUGAAUGUCUUUAGUAGCUUUAUAGUCAUCAUUUCGUAGGUUGUAUUUUUGGCCAAAACAAUUAUUUGAUAUUUUUGUGUUUAUACAGAAGUUCACUUUCAAAAACUACACUGAGAAUUAUUCACUGGAGUAAGAUGGGAGAGAACUAGCAUCAGUCUCCCCUAAAUGUAUAAGAAAAAGGGCAGUAUUUGUACUAAACUGCAUGGACUACUCUUUCUGAAAAUUAAUUUUACUGUUAGCAUUUUAAAGUAGGCUACUGUGUUGCAAUUUAAACAUCGCAUUAACAGCAUUUGAGGUCUUUUCAACAGUAGAUGGCAGUGCGCGCGCAUUAAAUGGGGACGAUUGUGCAAAAGAUGGUACAGCAUGAAAACAAACUUCAAACUUUUUUGAACUCCAAUUCGUCUAUUUAUGUUAUUAUUCUUAUUUAGAAGAAGAGUAUUUGUCAAUGUUAUAUAAAAAACCAAUACAAUUUUACUAAGAAAAUUCUUAGCAAAACAGAAUAAGUAGACACCUUUCAUUGUUUAUUAUUAGUUAAGCUCAUUCGGUUUAGCAUAAUUUAUUUAUAUUAAAUUGGCAUUCUGGCAAUAAUAUUAGUCCACUGACAAUGGUAUUGGGGAUUUGAAAAAAACGUUACCGCUUCGAAAUAUCUUUCCAACGGGGGGCGCUCUUUGAAUACUAAGCAACAGGCUUUCAGUGUUACUCACAUUCAAGAUAUUAACGCUAUCUAAAGAGCAAAGGGGAGUUUCCAAAGUCAUCAAGUCCAUCCAACUUUGCCAUUUUCGGCCAGAGACCACUGAAAAUGACUCCCAAGAAGACUGCCGCUCCCUUCCUAUGGUUUUCCUUUUGCUUUGGGAAUAUUAUUGAGGCAGUGGUGCUGGGAUCGGUGGAGUACCCCUCUGAUAACGGGCUUCACUCACAUCUGGAUGCGCGCGGUCCUGCAGAAGCCAGCACAAGCUCCCGGAACGACUCCACAUCUGUUCAUGUUCCGUCUUACAUGAUCUCUCUGUACAGGACUCUAUCAGAACUGGACCGACGGGGAGGCAACGGCAGCCAGACGCGCUCCAGGAGAUAUGCCAAUACAGUGACCAGCUUCAUGGACCUGGGACAAGACGAGCCUUCCCUAAAGUUCCAUCAGCAGUACACAUUCGACCUGUCUGGUCUCUCAAGACUGGACGAACUGAUGGAGGUGGAGCUGCGGGUUCUGAGGAGGCCACCGCCUGAUGUCUUAAGUUUACUCUCCCGUGGUGGGAACCUGUACCGACUUCUCCUUCACACCUGCUCCCUCCCGGGAUCCUCUCACAAACCUCUGCUCCUCACCUCCAGGACCAUUGAUCUUCUAGAUACCGCUUCAGCCACAUGGGAUGUGUUUGACAUCGGUGCAAGCGUGAAGACCCACCUGAAGUUGCACAGGACCGUGGAAGGCAGCAGGCCGUUGUGUUUCAGCAUAUCCGCCGUUUCUGAUUCAAAUAACGAGGUCGUGCAUCCCGGGAUGCUGGGUCUGAGCCACGAGGAUCAGCAGACCCAUGAAAGAGCCUUACUGGUAGCCUUUUCUCGAGCUCGGAGGAAGGAGAACCUCUUUAGGGAGAUCCGUGAGAAGAUAAGGGCCAUGAAAAGUCGUAAAUUUCCUGCACCGGAGCAUGAUAUUAAAAGUCAUCCAAGACAUCGGCGGAGGAGACGGACAGCACUAGCAGGUCGUCCUGGUGUAGGACCUGGUACUGGGGGCGGCGGCGGAGGAAAGGGAGGUGGCAGACGGAGAACACGUUGCAGCCGGAAGCCGCUUCACGUGAACUUCAAAGAACUGGGUUGGGACGACUGGAUUAUUGCGCCACUAGAUUAUGAAGCUUAUCACUGUGAGGGUUUGUGUGACUUCCCGUUGCGCUCACACCUGGAACCGACCAACCACGCCAUCAUCCAGACUCUCAUGAACUCCAUGGACCCAGAGUCCACCCCUCCAAGCUGUUGUGUUCCUUCUAAACUCAGUCCCAUCAGCAUCCUGUACAUUGACUCUGGGAAUAAUGUAGUUUAUAAACAGUAUGAGGACAUGGUGGUGGAGAGUUGUGGUUGCAGGUAGCAAUGUGAGCGAGGGGUGAGCUACCCCUGGACCCUAUCCGAAAGCUGCCGCUGCCUCAUACGCAGAGGCCAAGCACUGCAUUGUCGGCAAGAUGAAGCAGUCAGAGCUGGUGAGAGGGACAGUGUGUAAAUGUGUGACAACGAGCAUGUGUGUAUGUUCAGAUGGUGAUAAGACAUUGAGUUGUGUUUUAGAAGCGAGCAGAGGACAUGUGUGCUGAACAGCUCCAAAUUCCCUUACAACACCAAAUAAACAACUCGUCAACAGAAAAUGAGUGAAAACCUAGGCUUUCCAGAAAUUAUUUUACAUCCUGUUAAUGUAAACUCAGAGAUAGAGUGUUGAAGUAUCCUUGCAGCAGGCGUAGAAAUGUUGGCCCAGUUAAGACUCAGAGUCGGAGAAUCUGUCAGCGGUAGCACGCAACUAUAACGUGUAUAACAGUAAAGGUGCUUUGCAUGACAGUCAGCUUAUAUUCAAGAUGAAAUAUCUCCGAAGAUUUCGAUAGUACCUCUGAAAAUUAUUACUCUGAGGAGUCUAGUGGCCUUAAUCAAAUAUGGCAUUGACUGAGUGAAAGUUAACACUUUUGACUCCAUUCUGAAUCUAAGGGGUCAAAGUGUUGCUGGUUAGCAUGGCCUCAUUAGCUCCUGCUGGUAGAUGUCAUAACUACACCAUGUGGCUGAAAAAACAGCUUUCUCAAUUGACGGCCAUUCAAAAAAGCUGUACAUUCUAAUGGAAUACAUUUUUAAAAGCAACAUUUAAUUGACAGAUCUUUCAUUAUAUUAAAGUAGGUGUUUUACCAGACUUUUUAAAGUGUAAAACUGGCAUUUUUUACACUGUCUUUUAUAACAGCGCAGGAUAGUUACUAGUAAAGGAUUUGGGACUGUGCAUGUGUGAUCCCAUCAGUCACUCAGCAUUGUCAUGACAUAAUUUUCCUGCAGCUUUAGAGUGAUUAGUCACAUGGCAUUUAUGGCUCAAGAGAAUGGCUCAAAAACUAUGGGUCCAGAAUAAAGAUGACAGAUUUAAAAUUGCAUACUUCUAAGAGUCCUUCUCAUACUAACCGACAGCUUUCUCCUAGUACCUAGACCUCCUUAAUCAUAUAUACACAGUACGGUUUUCCUUUUUUGAACUUUAGAUGCUUCUAGAACCAAAAGACACAUGUAAUAAUUGAGCAUGACAGUUCUGAAUGUUAUAUCAACACAACAUUUGAUGUACAAAGGUGGAAAUCAGGCUUCUUUUUUUCAACAUUGACACACAUGAAAAAAAAAAGGAUUAACCCAUAACAUUGUUUAGCCAACCCGAUCUCACGGCAAUUCGUACUUCGUACAUUUUACGAGGUGGCUAAUUUGUAUGAAUUCGUACAACCUCACUCAUAUAAAUUUGUAUGUUUUUUGCUAAAUCUUACAUAUUUUACGAGUUUCCAAAUUCGUACGAAUGACAUACCCGUCACUGGGGUUUAGACAAAUCGCAUGAAUUGGUACGAGUGAGGUCGUAUGAAUUCGUACGAAUUAGCCACCUCGUAAAAUACGUACAAAUUGGUUGUGAGAUAGCAUUGUGUUUAGCACAUCAUUUUACAUUCUUAAAAUAACAUACUAAGCUGUCUAAUGAGAAGGAGAAACCAGGCGUUUUAUACAAAAAAGGUUGAUGACACCACAUUUGACUUCGGUCAGAUGACAAUGCUGCAGUAUAGUACAUGAUGUGUGCAAUAUGUGCAAGAUAAAUGACUUCAUUGCUUUGAGCGACCUCAGACCUUAUUUUGUGAAAGGCGCUGUGGAGCCAAAAUCAAAAUGAUUGUUUUGUUUUAUCCUGACACUAGAUUUGGCUGUUUGAGGAUCUACUUUCAGUGUUCACCUACAUUUACUGAGAGGGUUUGUUUACUUGCUCUGGUAAUGAGAUUAGAUUACUUUUAUGCUUUAAUGUCAUGCCUUAUUAUGGAUGAUCAUACAAAUCUGCAGUAUUUUCUCAAAUGUUUGAUUUAAAUCAUUUAUGUAUGAAUGAAAGCCACAAGGUAAAAAAGUGCCUUGCACCAUAAGUAUAACAAAAAAAGGACCUAAUUUAUGCCCAACUUAAAAGCUUUAAAGGGAUUGUUCACCUAAAAAUUCUAUCAUCAUUUACUCACCCUCAUGUCUUUCCAAAUCUGCAUGAAUUUCUUUCUUCAGCGUAACAUAAACGAAGAUAUUUUGAAGAAUGUUGGUAACCUAAUAGUUUUGGUUACCAUUGACAUCCAUUGUUUGGCCAAAAAUAUCUUUUAUGUUUCACAGAAGAAAGUAAGUUUGGGUGAAUUAUUCCUGUAAACUCAUUUUAGUUUAGUUUAUAUGAAAGUUUUAUAUAGAACCUCUUUUAAAUGACAUCAAUCCAUAAGAACAAAAUCAAAAUAAAGCUUCUAGUGUUCAUUAAUCUCAGUGUCAAGGCAGAAAUAUUUGCCUGCUUACUGUUUAUAUAACAACUGUUUCCUCUAUGAAGAAAUACAAAGCAGAUUUUAAUUCAUAACAGCAACUGUUUUUCUUUUUUUUUGACAUUUCUCCAUGGUAAUUCCCCUCAAUCAAUGUUGGUCUCACUGUAUGGGAAUGAUAAUCACCUAAAUUGUCCAUGGUGGCAUUAUGAAAGUUACAUUCCUAAAUCAACGGACCACAGAAGAAUUAGCCAGAGCAUCUGUGCAGUUUAGAACAAUAUAACGGCACGAAAUCUGUGCGACUCUCAAGGAAACUUCCUGUGUGGUUUUACGGUACAUUAUUGUCGUGACUGUUGGUGUACUAGUUUGUUGUUUUGAUUAUUUUUUAGUACUUUGGCAGAAAUAUGUUCUUAACUUUUACGUUACCAUUACUUGUUAAAUUAAGUCGAAGAAAGUUGCAUCCCACACAAUAUUUCUUCAGUUCCCAUUCAAAUCAUACUGAUCUGUUUUUGUUCUGAGGCAAAAUCUUGUUCUGCAGACUGCAGGAAUGAACUCAGGACUGUUUGAAAAGAUAAAGCAAAAUCUAUUUCAAACCUAUAAAAACAAAUUAAUUUCAUCUGGCCAGUCAAGGAUAGUUCAAGCAAUUUCUUUCGAAGUCCUUUCAUUGUAAACAUUCCCAACUGUAUGUGCUUGCUCCUUAAUCUAAUUCCUCUCAAGGCAGUUUCUCCAAACAAUUUGAUUCUUUUUAUAAGCAGUCUUUCUUUCACUAUUGACACGAUCGUGAUAGCACACCUAGCUGGAACAGAUGAACUUUACGGGACGCCAUCUUUGGUUCAAGGAGAUAAAGAGGCAUGAAAAGUGCCGUUGCCUCUUCUGUUGUUCGGAGGUCUGGAGGUUAUCAGCUUAAGCGCUGCAUGGGUUACUUCAGCUGUGCCUCGCUAUUUUACUAAAGUGAAAAGCCUUAGGAGACAUUUAGUAGAGAAGGAGUUUCAAUUCAGCAUGCCAAGUGCUCUCAGAGAAAUGAAUGCAAAGCCUGCAGGAUUGUCAUGGUUCAGUAGAGGGGUUUGGCACCCCUCGAAUAUACUUUCUGAUCAGUGCUAAGCAAUGUUAACUUACCUUCACUGAUAUGUUUUAUUUUACUGUAAGCUGGUAAAAUAUAUGUUGCUCAAAAUAAAAAAAAAAAAUAAAAAAAAUGGAGGGAACAAUAAGCCGUGACUGAUUUUUUUUUUUUUUUUUUUUUUUACUAGAACAAAGGCUUAAAAUAUAAGUGUAAAUUAUUGUACACAUGCCAAAAACUUUUUUUCUUAAUUUAAUGCAUUUAGUGUUAUGUAUUUAACUGGCUGCGAAACUUAUCAUUUUAAAGUACAAACCAAGAAUAAUGUCCAAAACUGUUUUAAAAAAGGGAGAAUGUCUUUUUUUGUUGUUGUUGUUGUUGAGUUUCCAUUGUAAAUGCACUGUGUAUGUAAGAGUAUGUAUACUGUUAGAUAAAGAAGUGUACAUAAUUCAAUUGUAAAUUAUCUGCAAUAUAUUGAUUUCUUUUUUUUCUUUUUUGAACAAUGUUUAUUAGUAUAUGUAUAAUAUAUAUAUAAACAAAUUUAAAUUUAAAAGGCCAAAAGUAAACACACUUAGCAUCUUUUCAUACUUCUAUAUUGCAUUGUCAUUUUUGUAUAGAUGAUUUUAUAUACUGUGUAUAUAUAUAUUAAAAAAAAAGUAUUGAUGGAAAAAAAAAAAAAAAACUCCCGCACUCCCGCAGCAAAUCUUCUUUCCCAGACAUCCACAUGAAAGUGAACCUUCGGUGACUGUCUGACUCACCCACGGUUCCGGAAUCAUUAUUGGGUUUGUAUUUUGUCUCAUUUUUUUGCCAGAAAGUAUUCAGGAAGUUUCCAGGUGAUUCUAAAUUCCACACAACACAGGGUGAAGAGGGGGAUACGUUAUUGUCCGGAGCUGGUAGGGGAGCCGUGCGGCAUUGUGUGCUGAACUUCAGGAAACGCUAAUGUGUGGAGGGUCCCUGUGGAGGUAUUUUUUUUAACGAAAUGAAUGACUUUGUGCCCUGCCAUUGAGCACUUGUCCAGAGAAGGUUAUGAUGCAAGAGCAACUGGAGGAGACGGCUCAUCACUCACUUUUAUUACAAUACCUCCAAUAUUUAAAAAGGAGUAACAGAGAUAACUUAUUCAAAGACGUUUAUGCCGUCUGUUAAUCUGUUUUUGAUGGAUACCAAAAAACUAAUCUGAAUCAAGGUCACUAAUAUUUCCUUUGUUGAGUCUACAGAUAAUGCAAUAAUACAGUAUAUCAAACAAUUAUUAGAGACAGAGAAUAGGUGGCCCCUCACCAAGUCCAUAUUUUAGGAAUGGUUUUAAAUGAACACUGACCCCCACAUAUUUGAACAACUGCCUGGAGUCAAUGACUAGAGGGGAUACAGUUUUUCUUUAAGAGAGGAAAGAUCUUUUUAAACACGCUUGUUUCUUUUUUUAUUGAAUCAUGUCGAAGAAUCACAACUGAGACCAAAAAAAAAAAAAAAAAAAAAGCACUGAAGUGUCCAGACUUUGACAUCGGUUCAGAUGUCUUUUCCUGAGAGCCACUUUGGCCCAUAUAAAAUCUCAUUCAGGUCAAAAUUUGAUAGACAGUUUGAGAUGGAGGAAAUGAUGAGGCUGUCAUCCAAAUGUUUUCUUGGGACAAAUAUAGUCAGAUACUGUAGUACAACUGGCCUGAAUCUUUCAUGUAGACACUUGACAGUGGGUAUCAAUGCUAUUUUUAAAGAUGAAUGCAUAAAAUUAUACUAAAAAUUAUAAAAAAAUAAAUAAAAUAUGCUACAUUUAUUAAUAAAAUAAAUAUAAAUAAAGACACUGUUUUUGUCAUCUAAUAAAUCUUUUGCUACACAUUUUCUAUUUUUUAUUGAAAUAUAAAAAUAAAACAAUGAAAAAUAAAAACAAAAUUAUAAAAACAUUAUUUUUGUAAUUUUUUUAUUGAAAUAUAAAAAUAAAACACUGAAAAAAAAAAUUAUAAAAACAAUGUAAAGUAUACAAAAUACAGUAUGAUACAAAAAAAAUGUUAAAACAAAAAAGACAUUUAUAUCAUUUUUUAGUUAGCUAAUAAGUGACAGCAUUCCUAUAUGUCAUUUAUCCUUUUCUACAUAUUUUAUUAUUUUUAUUGAAAUAUAUUUUUAAAAUAUAGUUUAUAAUAUUGUAUAAGUAUGGCCAGUGCAUGUUGUAACAGUACAUAUCAAACAAAUAACUAAAUAAAUAAAUGUUGUAGGAUUGCGUCCAUUUAUCUAACAAUUCUCUAAUAGGUUACAUUUUGGUUUGCACUUAAACUAGAACUGCACAAUAAAAUCCACGACUUUUCUCAAAAGAAUUGGCCAUUUACUAUUUCAUAAAGCUUUUCCAGCACGGGGAAUCGGCUUGCCAAAUUUGUCACACCUGUUUCAUGUGUCCCUUCUGAAUGUACUAUAUGCAUUAUACAGCAUUACACCGAACGUAAUUACGAAACUGGUGCCCACAAAAUACUAAAGACUCAUAAAGUACUAACUGUUCUGGUUUCAUGCACAUGGUUAUCAGCAGUUUAAUAUAGCUGAAUGCAAAGGCAGGUUUCAUUGCAUCAAACUCAGGGUUGGCUGGCUUGACUUAUAGUGUGUUUUUCCCAUUAAGAUUUUCAUACAUUUCUGCUCAUUGUAUUUCACUUCACUUCUUCUUAAAGCACAUGAUUCCACUAUUACACUCUGAUAUUAAUGUAAAUGCUGUGUUUAAACUGAUCUAAUUCCCCUAUAAACCGAAUCAAUAGCAAUGAUGGGCCACCGUGGGGGACAAUUCUGGCUCUCUGUAAGUUACACAACCUGAAAAACAUUUUCAAUACUCCCGUGAGAGCGGGCUUGUGGGAUGGGAUGCACUGUUUGCUUUUCCUACACUCACAGUUUGUGUCAUUGAAGGAGAAUGUAGGACCUGAAUUAUAUAUAUGAAUAGUUAAUAGCUACAGUAUCUGUGCUGCUAUAAUAAGAAAAAUUUUUUUGGAAGACAAAUCUCACAACAGCACCAAAUUCAGUAGGUUUACAUAUAGUAGAAAAGAUCUAUUUCAAUUUUAACCCCGGAUCAGAGUGUAUAUCAGAUGAUGUUAAGUUGGUACAAAAAUUGGGAGAGAGGGGAACAAAGAGCAACUAUUGCAAUGUCAAAACAAAACAUAACAAAGACCAGGGAAAAAGAAAAUGAUCUAUAGCAGAUGAUAUUUGGCAGGAAAAUACCAGAGUGUCUUUGGAACGAUUCUUCAUCACCACAAGAGAACCCAAACCACUCUGGAGACGUAAAACAGUAAAGCUUGUUUGCUUUGCCACAAUUCAAUCCACCCGGGCAGGAUUACUCCAUUUCCUUCUAUGAACUAGCCCUGCCUCCUGGUUUAAAUCAAGGAUAAGCAAAUUAAGGGGCUUUGUCAUUCUUUUUGAGAAGCCUGGAAAGGAAGAUUAAAGAGACCUGGGCUUACACGGAGAGUCCCGACUCUCAGAGAGAACGGGAAACAGAUCAGCUGGAAAUAUUUACUCUCAGUUUGCUGAGCCACUCUGCAACAAGAUGCACCAAUUACUGCCGGAAUGGUCCACAUACAGGACGUCCUGGUACUGAGAAAGACAGAUUUCAAAUCAACUGAACAAGUUGGUGUGGAUGGGCCAUGUGUCAGCACUCGAUGAGGAUCUGUGUGGUGUUGUGCCAAAGCUUGUUCCCCUUUUCUAAAGGAAUAUCUCACCUAAAAAAAUGAAAAUUUCUGUCAUCAAUUAGUUACCCACGAGUGAAUUUUUGAAGAACGUCCUUGCCACUUUUUUCCAUUUAAUAAAGCUCCAAGAUGCCAAAAAAAGGGCUGGAAUGCACAGAAUGUUACUUUGUGUUCCACAUCAUUGUCUUUUUCAUAAUGUUUUUAAUGUGCUAAACUGUCAUUUUUGACCAUUGCACCACUACUUUUUUGCAGGAAAUCAAAAUGGACAAUUCUUAUUUUUUUUUAUGGAAUAUUGCAGAAGGCUAUUUAUUAUAAAUGCUCAAUCCUUGCACAUCAUUAUGUUUUUUUUUUAAAUUCAUGUGCCAAUCAAAGUAACUUCCCCACCCUCUUACAACGACAUCUCUUUUUUUUUUUGAUGAUGCGUUUACUGGUGAAAGGGCGGGACAACCUGUCACUCAAAUGAGAUCGACCAAUAGCAAACCACAACAAUCCAAUCAAUUCCCCAUGGACAAAAUCAAGUCCCGCCCUACAAUUUUACUUGUUUGAGAAGCCGUCUCUCUCAAAUAUGUGUCACAAUAAGGAAGAAAACACUAUCACAACUUAAAAAGGGUUAGUUCAACGAAAAAUUUAAAUUCUGUCAUUAAUUACUCACCCUCAUGUCGUUACACAUCCGUAAGACCUUCGUUCAUCUUUGGAACACAUAUUAAGAUGUUUU
Molecule: messenger RNA, 11009 nt
Organism: Ctenopharyngodon idella (grass carp)
Lineage: Eukaryota; Metazoa; Chordata; Actinopteri; Cypriniformes; Xenocyprididae
Gene: gdf7
Product: growth differentiation factor 7
Exons: 2
Coding region: 1948-3219 (423 amino acids)
Biological process (GO): SMAD protein signal transduction; BMP signaling pathway
Cellular component (GO): extracellular region
Molecular function (GO): cytokine activity; growth factor activity
Source: RefSeq, a predicted model, not a curated record